Molecule: messenger RNA, 278 nt
Organism: Acanthoscelides obtectus
Lineage: Eukaryota; Metazoa; Arthropoda; Insecta; Coleoptera; Chrysomelidae
Source: the annotation of a GenBank genome assembly
AGUACAGAAUGGAGACCGAAACAGCUGAGAUGAUAGUUAAAAGGGUCAGUGUACCUAUUGGGCUGGAAGAACUAAUGGAAGGGCUAACAAAGGAAGUACUGCUCAAUAAGCCUGACGACUUGUAUGAGUUUGCUGCAAGAUAUUUUUCCAAGCUUUUGCUUUUGAGGGAUAAAGCAAACUACAAAGAAGCGCACAAACAAUCACGGAACCAAAUCGAAGACCAGUCAGAGCACCACACGGUACAGUUGCUAGGACGUUGUCCCGACAAUUCAGCAUGA